Molecule: messenger RNA, 270 nt
Organism: Lathyrus sativus (Indian pea)
Lineage: Eukaryota; Viridiplantae; Streptophyta; Magnoliopsida; Fabales; Fabaceae
Source: the annotation of a GenBank genome assembly
AUGGCAGCCAUAGGCGGGGAUGGAAACAAUGAGAUUUUUCCUAUUGCAUAUGCUAUUGUGGAAGCAGAGACAAAAGCAUCUUGGGAGUGGUUCAUAUACCUUCUACUUGAAGACUUAUAUGAAAUCAAGCACAGAGCUUAUGCCUUCAUUUCAGAUGAGCAAAAGGGUUUAGUACCAGCUGUUCAAAGUGUAAGUGAACAUGUGGAACAAAUACUAUGUGUGAAGCAUUUCUAUAGCAAUUGGAAAAAGAACAUCCAGGACUUGAAUUGA